UUUCUUGUUAUUGGGUCUCGUGACAGGCGCUGCAGCAGGACAGCAGCCUGAACUAAGGGGAGAGGAGCAGUCUCCGUGUUUUCACUUACUUACAGCUACUCUUACUCCAGUCUGGCAGCGCACCGGCGCUUCUCUGUAGCUUCAACUUCAAACAAACAGCCUGGUGUCACCAAGUUCACACUAUAGUGAUUGAACCUGGAGCUUCUGUCAUGAUGAACGUGUCCCAGACGCUGGAAACAGAGGAGGAUUACCUCACAUGUGUCCACAUCAAGUUCUACCACCCUCAGCAGAGCCGCCGGGGCCUCUACGGGCUUCUCCCCCUGGGGACGAGGAGCGUGCACGCGGCAGACGAGCCCCUGAGGCUGGGCCGCGACGCCCAGGCCUGCAGCUACGCCCUGGCCGACCCCAAGGUGUCCCGCAAGCAGCUGGCCCUCCUGGCCUACAGAACGCCCCAGAGCCCAGGCAUGCUGUUCACCGUCCAGAACCUGAGCCAGCGGGGGCGGCUGUCGGUGAACAGCACGGCGCUGGGCUUCCUGGAGAGGAUGGACCUCCCGGAGAAGGCGCUGAUCCGGUUCGGAGACUAUGAAGUGCUGAUCCUGCGCGAGGCCGGCGAGGCCAAGGGGAGCUUCGAGGUGGAGUUCGAGGUGCUGGAAACACCUCCAUCUAGGGAGACGUGCGCGUGUGUGCCCAGCAUGACGCCCAUCAUGGACACGGGCUUCUGUCUGAUGAAUGGCUUUACAGAUGGGGUCAGGGCCCUCGGGCCUCUGGAGACUGAUGAGACCCUCAUAUAUGACAAUUGAUGAACUGUCAGUGCCCUGUGAAAUACUGUGACUUGGUUAUUGUAGACUGACUAGCAGUUGUAGGCAGUGUGUAUGGCUGUGCAGUUGUUACAUAUAGUACAAUCCUAGUAUUACUUUGUAUUAAUAUUAUUACUCCAUAUAUAUAUAUAUAUGUAUAUUUUCAAAACUGUGAUCAGUAGCAUCUCCUUUAUUACACCUGUAUAUCUGCUGUAUUUAUAAAUGCAUGUUGUACAUUGAUUGUUUGUGUAUUUUUCACUUUAAUAAACACUUGUUAACAUCA
This is a messenger RNA of Betta splendens (Siamese fighting fish), 1080 nucleotides long. It is a transcript of the gene tifa, whose product is annotated as TRAF interacting protein with forkhead associated domain. The transcript is spliced from 2 exons. Bases 210 to 800 code for a protein of 196 amino acids. The record is from RefSeq and is a predicted model, not a curated record. NCBI's taxonomy places the organism in Eukaryota, Metazoa, Chordata, Actinopteri, Anabantiformes, Osphronemidae. Gene Ontology annotation, molecular function: protein binding. Gene Ontology annotation, biological process: canonical NF-kappaB signal transduction.